GUUGUAAUUAAGAGGUUGAUCUAUGACGACCCGUUCCUAAUGCAUACAUAGAGUGAAUAAUUCAUGACAAGUGUCUAGCUAGCUGGAGAAGAGAUGAAGAUGCCUUCUAUCCUAAUAUAUGUGUGGCUGAUAGCCUGUGGAAAUGUCAGUGGCCAUUCUACUAAAGAUCCAGAUGUGGCAGUCCAUUCCGAGUCCUCCGAGAAGCUACGAGAAGCCAAUAGUCACUCAAACUCAGCAUACAAUGAUCCAUUUCCAGACAGGCCGAUACAGCUGCUGCGACCAGACCCAACGCAUCAUAGAAAACUAGAAGUAGUUGAGAGGAAUGUUCAGUACCUGCAUCGCAUCGAUACGGCUGUGGCUGUGGUUGCGGUGGUGGGGAAGUUUCACUCAGGCAAGAGUUUCCUGCUCAACCAGCUCAUGGGGAAAACCGACGGGUUCGGUGUUGGUCCCUCAGUGCGGCCUCAGACCAUGGGCAUCUGGAUGUGGGGCAAGCCCAAAGUGAUUAGCCACUCUGGCAAACCACUGUCAGUUAUUUUCUUGGAUACUGAAGGUUUUGCUGCCAGCAAUAUUUCAGAGUCCUACGAUGCUAAGAUCUUCUCUGUAGCUACAUUGUUAAGCUCUUACUUGCUCUACAACUCUGUCAAGAUCAUUGACCAAGGAGACAUUGACUACCUGGAACUAUUGGCAAGAAGAACACAGUUGUUUGCACUGAGGUCUCAAGUGACAAAGGCUCACUGGUUUGAGGAGUUCAACAGAGACCUUCUGGUCUUCCCUCCUUUGAUUUGGGUUGUACAGGACUUUGUGCAAGCCACAGAGGAUGAGGAAACUACAAAAGAAUGGCUGCAUAGGAUUAUGGAAACUAGCAGCAGAGAAUCUAGUGAUUAUGACAUCAAUUUAUUGGGCAUCUUUGACACUGUGGAUUGUCACACACUCUUCUUACCUGCUACUAAAAAACAUCUGCUUCAAAACUUAUCUAGGGCCGCCGAAGACGAUCUCACACCAGAGUACAAAGAGGAGAGAGACUCCCUUAUUGACAGGAUAACGUCUGGCUUGGUUCCCAAAGAAAAAAACGGACGGCCUAUUACUGGACCUGAGAUUGCUACUCUGCUUGAGGUACUGGUGAAUGCUGCUAACGAAGGCUCUGUGGCCGAGAUUCCCGGGAGAUGGGCGGUGUUUAUUGAUCAACUCAAGGUCAGCUCUCUCGAGGAUUGUUUAACUUAUUACGAAUCAGACAUGGCAGUUAUAAUUCGCCAGCAUAGAAACGAUGCUAUCAACGGGACAGCACUGUAUGAGUGGCACUUGAACUCGAUGAUAAAGGCGAAAGAUUUGCUGACUCAGCUCCUCCUUGGUCUCGAGGAUGCCCUGAGGGAAGCAGUGGAGGCACUAAAGAAGAGCAUGGAGGAGCAGUACGAGAAGACGAGGGACCUCAAUGACAAGAAGAUACAGCUCAGGUGCAGCGAGGUACAGAGGAAGAUUGAGAUUAAUAGUGAGGGUGACCUUCAGGACAUACUGUUUCCCAUGACAACGACGAAGCUACAAGCAGUACAUGACGGAGUGCGGGAGAAAGCAAUAGAGAACUAUCAUGCGACAGUUGGCUACCUCAGUGAUGAAUCAGCCUUUGACAGACAGUUGGAACAGUUGAAGUCUGGUCUCAAUCACAUUUUCGAUGGUGUUAUCUUGAAAAACAACGCGGCAAUGGAAGAGCUACUAAAAGACGCUAUUGAGAAAGCUAUCCGGAAGUUCAAAGAGUCAGCUAAGAACGUGCACAAUAUCCCCCGGACCUCCAGUUCUCUAGUCUCAGUGGUGGAGGAGGCCAUGACCCUGUCUAAGAAGGUGUUUGAAGCAGAGAGUGAAAUUGCUCAUGAGGAGUCUCUGUACAAGCCGUAUCUUGGUCUGCUGCAGACUAGUCUGAGUGAGGAAGCAGAGGUGUGUAGCAGUGAGAACCUUCAGCUCAUCAGAGCCUCCUGUCGAUCUCAGGCGUUGGAAGUCGUUGGUAUCUUCAAGGACAACACUGGACCAAGGAAGAUGGUACUACCCCUCAACGAUACAGCUCUUCUGUCAAGACUAGACAAAGAAAAAGAAGCAGCUUUCAAAAACUACGCUGAAACACAGGCUUCUUUUGGGGACACAGCAGCUUAUAUGGAGAUCAAAACAAUUUUAGCGAGUCAACUAGAGGAAAUAUGCACUCAACGGAAAGACGAGAACUAUAAAGCAUACAUCAAAGAGGUUGAGGUCCCGCUGGCCACUGCUAAGAAGUUAAUUAAACUGUCAGCUGACAAGUACGAUACUGUGUUUUCAACUAAGCAGUAUAUGAUAAAGGUGUGUAUGCUCAAUUUGGACGAGGGAAAAGCCAAACACUGGCAAGAAUCGCUUAAGCUAAAAAUUGCUGAGAAGUUUAUUGAAGGAUCUCAAGAGCUCCAGAAUAUCAUUGAGUCCAAGAGAUGGUGGUGGUCGACUGUGAAAGGAUUCGUUCAAUGGGUGGCCUGGCUGUUCACUGGCUGAGAGAAUUGAACACUUAAUCAUAACCACUUGUACGUUAAUUUGUUCGUGUUGCUGCUUAUUAUUUAUUCUCAUAGAAUCAUAAAUUUCCAGUCAUUGAAGCAUUUGAACGGC
Molecule: messenger RNA, 2613 nt
Organism: Halichondria panicea
Lineage: Eukaryota; Metazoa; Porifera; Demospongiae; Suberitida; Halichondriidae
Product: guanylate-binding protein 5-like
Exons: 25
Coding region: 94-2502 (802 amino acids)
Molecular function (GO): GTPase activity; GTP binding
Source: RefSeq, a predicted model, not a curated record